Molecule: messenger RNA, 1710 nt
Organism: Ilyonectria robusta
Lineage: Eukaryota; Fungi; Ascomycota; Sordariomycetes; Hypocreales; Nectriaceae
Product: putative TOS1-like glycosyl hydrolase-domain-containing protein
Exons: 4
Coding region: 162-1538 (458 amino acids)
Cellular component (GO): fungal-type cell wall
Source: RefSeq, a predicted model, not a curated record
CUUUGACGAUCGACUGGAUCGCUCGUUCAUUUCCGUUUCUGUUACCCAGAGUACUUCGGACACUCAUCGACUAAGACGACACCCACUCACAAAAAAGACAUCAAGAAACAGUCUUACGGAUCAACCGCAACCGCAAUUUUUGUGUUUGUAUCGAAGAAAUCAUGAAGUACACAACCGCUAUCGUGCUGGCCUCGACCGGCCUGGCUUCGGCCUUGACCCAGCAAUGCACCGGUACCGCCGCCGAGGAGGGCGGCAACUGGUUCUGCGGCGCCAUUGAGCAGAUCCUCUACGAGGGCUUCUCCGGAAGCGGCUCCUAUAAGGAAGUCACCAACAUGGGUGCAAGUGGCGAGUGUGAGACCAAGGACACGCCUUACAGCGGCCCUCUGGCACCCCUCGACGAGGAUCUCUCCCUCCACGUCCGUGGCCCCAUCAACUUCAAGGAGUUUGCUGUCUACAACCUUGCCUCGGAGAAGAAGAAGAAGCGUGAUAUCGCUCCCUCUCCUCACGUCCACGCCCGUCGCCAUGGCCACGAGCACUUCCACGAGCAGCGCAAGAAGAAGCGUGCCGAGUGGAUCACUGCCACUAUUGACGGCAAGGUCGUCUCUUGGGAGAACAACUACUUCGGCCCGGCCACUGCUGUCGCUCCCGUCGACGCUGUCGCCACUGAGCCCGCCUACGAGGCCCCCGCUGUUGCUGCGGUGAGUGAACCCGUCGCUGCCACCACCACCAAGGCGGCCGCGGCUGCGAAGGCUUCUACCAAGUCCAAGAGCAGCUCCAAGUCUAGCUCCAAGAGCAAGACCGAGUCUGUUGCCAGUGGCGACUGGGAGCGCACUUCUUACUACAACGCCGCGGACGGCGUUGCUGAGAACAUCGUUUUCCUCGGAAACUACGGCGGCGAGGGAUCUGGCGUCUUUGAUACCGUCUGGGGAAACUCUCUAUCUUACCUCAAUGGCAACGGUGACGGCGGUUCUGCCAAUGCUACGACCCUCGAGGAUGUCCUUAUUCCCUCCAACAAGGAGUUUGCCAUCUUUACCGCCGAGCAAUGCGAUGAUAGCAGCUGCGGCUACUCUCGUGCUAAGGAUGUUGCCUACAAGGGCUUCGCUGGUGCCAACAAGGUCUUCCUCUUCCACUUCAAGAUGCCCCUCGACGGCGACCGCGGCUUCAACGGCGACAUGCCCGCCCUCUGGGCCCUCAACGCCCGCAUUCCCCGUACCGCCCAGUACAGCGACUGCAGCUGCUGGACCUCUGGCUGUGGCGAGGCCGACAUCUACGAGGUGCUGGCCUCGGGCGACACCAAGUGCAAGAGCACAUUCCACCUGAAGAACGGCGCUGGCAGCUCCGACUACUUCGACCGCCCUACCGACAGCUACAUCAAGGUCGCUACUGUCUUUGACGAGAAGACGGCCAGUGUCGCUAUUAAGCAGUUGCCCGCCGACUUCGACUUUAGCACCGGGCUUAGCUCCGAGACCGUCCAGGGAUGGAUCUCUGGAUUUGCUGAUAGCUCUACGGGUAGCAGCUUGUUCCAGCUGUCCACCUAAACGCCAUUACCUGACUUUCGGGGAAUGGGAAUGCUAUGUUUUUCUUUUAAGUUGUAUAUAUAUGAUUCUUGCAUUUGCCGUUUCACGGCACGCAGCCCGCUUUAGAAAUGAUUUGUUGAUACCUCAAUACCAAUAUGCCAUAGAUGAAUGGAGUUUUCAUGAUUGGAAAGAC